AUGCCAAACUUGAACAAGCUUGAUUUCACCACUUUGGAAGUAUCUGGAAGAAAUUACCUGAAAUGGGUUCCAGAUGUGAAGCUCCAUCUUACUGCAAAGGGUAUUAGAGCCACCAUCGAGGCACUUAUCGACGACAAACCUGUCGAUGAAGCUCAAAAAUCUACUUCAAUAAUCUUCAUUCGAAGACACAUCCAUGAUGCACUGCAGACCGAGUAUCUCGCUGAGAAGGACGCAUACACCCUUUGGCUUGCUCUGGCUGACCGUUUCGAUCACCAGAAAGACAUCUACUUGCCUGAACCAAGACACAACUGGCAGCAUCUUCGCUUUCAAGACUUGAAGUCCGUGAAUGAAUACAACUCUGAAGUUUGUAGAAUCUGA
Molecule: messenger RNA, 378 nt
Organism: Malus domestica (apple)
Lineage: Eukaryota; Viridiplantae; Streptophyta; Magnoliopsida; Rosales; Rosaceae
Source: RefSeq, a predicted model, not a curated record